AUCGCAUCAUUGUAUAAAGAAGACAGCGGCUUUGUUUACUUUAAAGAUGGACGGUGAAAAUAUAUUUCCCACAGCUAUUUUGAGUAUCUAAUUUAACAUUAAUUUCGACCAUGUAAGAGACCAACGGGCAGUAUGGAGGAAUCGUGGGAUUUUGAGUUCGUGUCUCGUAUGGUUGACAGUCUCGUGUCUUUUCUAUCAGAAUUCGUGGACGACUGGCUGGCCAACGACACGAGAGUAGCAGUGUUUAAAAUACUGUUCAGCUGGCUUAUCAUAAGUCUUAUAGCGAUCCACUUUGCGUGGAAAGUGUACGGGAACAUUGUCAACGAUAUGUACUACAGGCAGGGUACUGGAGGACAGAAUGGUGGGACACCUGACACAGCCCCUCACCGAGGAUGGGAGAGUUCAGCUGGUGAUGCAAAACCCCACCGCGAGUGAUUUUCCACCAACUGUAAUAACAGCCCAACCUUCCAUUAUACCUGUGAUAAGUUGUGUCUGUGAUGUGGUACAAUACUCAAGACCAAAAGGCAUGCUGUGAUAUUUAGCUCUGGCUCAUAUUUAAUGUUUUGCAGGCGUGAUUCGAGUGUGUAAAUAUCAUUUGACAACGAAAAGCUGACAGUAAUAUUUGUCAAAAUGAUGGUCCAAAUGUUCAGUCUUUUGGUGUGUGUGUAGAAAUCAGAUCAAAUUUUGGUGAUGUAAGAUAAUUUUAUUGUACAGAUUCAAAACAUCAGGGAUGCCUGUGCAUCCUUUCAGGUGUCCAAUGCAUUACUGCUGUCAUUCAGCAAUAAAAUAAAUAAAUACUAUUUGUA
Molecule: messenger RNA, 806 nt
Organism: Paramisgurnus dabryanus
Lineage: Eukaryota; Metazoa; Chordata; Actinopteri; Cypriniformes; Cobitidae
Gene: tcta
Product: T cell leukemia translocation altered
Biological process (GO): osteoclast fusion
Source: RefSeq, a predicted model, not a curated record